AUGCUUGGAAGAGCACAGAGACAAAACGCGGAACUGCAGAUCAGAAUCACAGACCGACUGACAGUGAGUUCAGCAGAGCUCCUACUCAGCCCUCCCUGCCCCUCCUCUCCUGCAGGGCAACCUGCGGUGUUCCUAUGGAUCCUCCCCUUCGGGUCAAACAAGGACAGGCCAAGCCCUGCACUUGAUGUUCCUGCUGGGUAUUGUGACCAUAUGAUUCCUCCGAGCCCCUUCUUAACCAUUUUGAGGUCAUUGGGAGAAGUCCUGCCUCAUUCUCAGACUAUCUUCUUGCUCAGCAGACAAGGUCCAGGCUUCUCAGACUACGUGGCCCUGCGGGUCCCCAGGAGCCAUGUGGAGAGUUUGAGACGGUGCUGCUUCCAGAAAGCAAAUUGCAGGUUAGAAAUCAGAAUAUUUCAAAAAGGGGUGAAAAGUUUGGGGCAGAGUGACUGCUACAUAAUGAAGAUUCCUCUGAGAAUGCCCAGCCUGGGCCAGGAAAAUGUCGACGGCAGGCCCACAUUCAUUCAGGUGUCGAGCUCAGAGGGCUGGAGUGGGAGGGGGAACAUCCCAGGCUGGAGGUCCUGCUCUCUUUCCUGCUCCAGCCAGGUAAAGGGCCCACCACCUGCCAGGUGCUCCCGCGAGGGCUCUGUUCCCAUAAAGUGUAAGGAGUACGCGUGUCCCGUUUGCCUUCCUCCCCGUGUGGCCUGCUGCCUGUCCUCGGCCCUGUCACCUUCCCGAGUGUCUCCACAAGUGUGCCUUCUGCUUGAACCCCAAGGGACCCUGUCUCCUUGGCCCAGCUGGCUGUGUGUCCUGUUUCUUCAGCCCCUGCGGCUGCCGUCCCUUCGAGAGAUGCUGGUGGCUUCUCCGGAAGGUGCCAGCCUGGUGGGAUUAUAUGUGGACACCGCCACCGCCACCAUCAUGCAAAGCCCAAGGCAAACCCUCCUCGAGGCGCAGGGCUGGUGGUGGGCGGCAGCCCUGCCAGGCUUGGGGUCUCGAGGCCUAUCAUCCUCAGAGCUGCCAUUGGGAGCGGCUUUCUGUCCCUCCGGUGUUGAUUCAAAUGUCCACCUGGGAGACUGGAAAGAUGUAGGCAGGCGGCUUCGCAGAUUGGGCUCCAUCAGUGUGAAGUGCUGCGUGCGGCAGAUGAGGGGGUCCUGCGAUCACCUGCUCAGCCCUCCCGAUUUUCAGAGGCCACAGAGGGACACCCUGCCUCCCCUGCUGCUGAACAGCUCCCUGGACCUCCUGCCCCUUUGUCUUGUGAGCUGCUGCUGAGCUUAUUUAGAAGCUGCUGGCCCUCUGGCGUCAUCCCAGCCAGGGUUGGAGGUCUUAGUUCACAUCCCAAAACAGAGACUGGUUUGAAGAGGAUCCUACUUGGAGGAAAGCCUGAUAAAAUUCCUCUCAGUCCACCAGUCCAGCACAGUGACUGAAAACAGAGACUUUGUGCUGGUCCGUGUCCCAACAGCUGGGUUGCCCCAGGUCCAGCAGUUCCUGGAGGCCCAAGGAGCUCUGGGAAUGCAGGCUUUUUACAGGGUAGCCCUGAGCCAAGGGUUUUCCCCCAGUGGCUGCCCUUGUCCCUGGGUGGUGGAGAGCUUCCAGAACAUGGAACCUUCCCCAGAGAAAGCAAGGGGCUGCCGAGGGCUCCCAUCUGAGGGCAGCCUCCCCACCUUCCCCACCAACCGUCCUGCCUGCGCCUUUGACCUCCCAGGGCCUUGA
Molecule: messenger RNA, 1704 nt
Organism: Manis javanica (Malayan pangolin)
Lineage: Eukaryota; Metazoa; Chordata; Mammalia; Pholidota; Manidae
Source: RefSeq, a predicted model, not a curated record